AUGAGCCGCAGCCCUGAGAGAAUUUCAUCCUACCGUCGACAUUUUGAGGAGGGGGUAAGCUCGUCCUAUCAGGUACGGGUAUCCAGUCCUUCCCCUGUCCGGAGAGAGGGUCGUGCUGGCUCUGCUGUGGGAUACUCUGGUAGAGCUGGAGCUGCAGUUGUCCGCAUGGAAUCAGCGGGACGGACCAUGUCAGCUGCCCGCAGGUCUCGCAUGAUUGGAGCAGGGGUGGGUGGUGGGGCCCUUGUCUGUGUGGGGCCAACUGGAGAGCCUCCUCUGGAUCUGGAUGCAGCUGCAAUUGAAAACCAGGAGUUCAAAAGCACCCGCCACAGUGAAAGACAAGAGAUGAUUGUUUUGAAUGAUCGACUGGCUGUCUAUAUAGAUAAAGUGCGAUCUCUGGAACAGCAAAAUAAACUACUGGAAGCAGAGAUAGAAGCCUAUCAAAAUCGUUUUGUGAAGCCAUCUGGUCUGCGACAGCUGUAUGAAGAACAACUGAGGGAGCUGAAAAAGAUUGCUGACCAAAUGAAAGCUCAGAGGGACAAUGCAUUUGCAGCCAAGGAUUCCACAGCUGCGCAACUGGCAGCAAUGAAACUGAAAUAUGAGGAAGCUAUUGAGUUAAGGAGAAAAGCUGAGGCUGAAAUUGAAGCUUUCCGUCCAGAUGUUGAUCAAGCCACCUCCUCUCGCAUUGCAUUGGAGAAGAGACUCGAGCAGUUGGAAGUGGAAAUUGAGUUCCUGAAACGUGUUCAUCAACAAGAAAUCGAUGAGCUGAUGAAGCAAAUUUAUGCUGCUCAUGUGUCAGCUGCCAGUGCAUUUUCUCUUCCUGAUUUGGCCGGGGCCCUUAAACAAAUCCAAAACCAAUACGAUGAUAUUGCCGCUAAAAAUCUGCAGGAGAUGGAUUCUUGGUAUAAAAACAAGUUUGAGGAUAUCAAUAAAAAAACAUCCAGACAUGUGGAUCAUGUUCGAAGUUACAGAGAGGGGAUAGGGAAUGCCAAAAAAGAUAUUCAAAAUAAAGAACGUGACCUGGAAGCUCUCAAAACCAAGAAUGAAGCUCUUGAAGCCAAAAUACUUGAGAUGCAAGAAAAGUAUAGGAAGGAGUUAGAGGAACUGCAGGCCAGGAUUGAGAGCUUGCAGAUUGAGUUGAAAACCACCAAAGAGAAAAUUGCCUUGCACCUGCGCGAGUACCAGGACCUCCUGAAUAUUAAAAUGUCACUGGAGAUUGAGAUUACAACUUACAGGAAACUGAUUGAGGGAGAGGAUCUGCGUCUGGCUGGGAUGAUGCAAACUUUGUCUCUUUCCAGCUGUAGCAUGAGUGCCAUUGGUUCUGGGAUGAGCUUCGGCGAAGGAGGCAUAGGCGGUAACAGUUAAACAUGCCAAUGAAGUUCUAGAGAUGGACCAUCAGGAACAGACCUACACCAUCAGCGGUGCAGCCGACUCUGAUAAUGAAUAAGAAGCAGCAGCCCCCCUGACCUCUGCUCGCCCUUAAACCUCCAUGCCCCACCCAGCUCCCACACUCACCAAGGCCCAUGUCUGGACACUGACCUCCCACCUUUGCCCUGGACAAGAGCACCAUAAAUGAUUGUUUGCCACUUAAUGCUGCCGUCACCACUGGCUUUUAACUUAAUAGCUCUGCAAAGAUCACACACUCUUAGCUUUUUGAAUGUCUAUAAG
Molecule: messenger RNA, 1665 nt
Organism: Boleophthalmus pectinirostris (great blue-spotted mudskipper)
Lineage: Eukaryota; Metazoa; Chordata; Actinopteri; Gobiiformes; Gobiidae
Exons: 11
Coding region: 1-1362 (453 amino acids)
Biological process (GO): skeletal muscle organ development
Cellular component (GO): cell-cell junction; Z disc; sarcolemma
Source: RefSeq, a predicted model, not a curated record